This is a messenger RNA of Protopolystoma xenopodis, 570 nucleotides long. The record is from the annotation of a GenBank genome assembly. Lineage: Eukaryota; Metazoa; Platyhelminthes; Monogenea; Polystomatidea; Polystomatidae.
AUGCCCGUCACCAAAACCCCGCUGCCAGACGUCUCGAGCAACAGUCGACGGACCUCUUCGGCAACUGGUCGGCGUCGUCGAAUUGGCCUGAAAGCUGUGGUUGCUUCUCAUAGCGGUCAUAAACAGCUUGAUUUGGUAGACAAGACUUCAACGAUGCCUCUUGCAUUGGUUCCAAAAAUGCAUCCACUGCAGUCGCCUGUCUCUCUGCCACCAACACAUAGAGAUUUCCUUCUGCUACGAAGUCUUCCUGAACCUUCAGGUCCUGGCAUCGUUGAUGGUGUUGAGGAGGCAAACGGGCGGCUAAAUAGCGAUGACAUAUUCGACAUCAAAACUUCCGGUCGUCACUUGCUGUUUUGUGGAACACAAGUCAUCCAGACUCGCAACUAUGCUGAUGAACGCGUGCUAGCCGUUGUCUCUCGAACUGGCUUCCAGACGGCUAAGGGUGAAAUGGUGCGCGCCAUUCUUUUUCCCAAACCAAUGAAGUUCAAGUUCACCCAAGAUGCAUUUCAAUUUGUUGGCGCUCUGGCUGUAAUCGCAGUGAUUGGGUUUGGAAUCUCAGUCUACAUUAUG